Acanthoscelides obtectus is the source of this 1796-nucleotide messenger RNA. The record is from the annotation of a GenBank genome assembly. Lineage: Eukaryota; Metazoa; Arthropoda; Insecta; Coleoptera; Chrysomelidae.
UUUAUAUAUAAAACGGUAGAAAUUGAGCAUUUUGCAGUAGAACAGUAGCCGAAGGCUCAAAUCGUCUGCAGUCCUGUCCUGUUCACCGACCACCGAUGCGUCAAGUGAAAUGACGUUUCAUGACAUGGAAUUUUGAGGUUAUCUGGCAAUCUUCGCUGUUUGUUUGUUGGUUGUUUUCUUCAUUAUUUUACAGUUAAUUCUACCGGUUUAUACAAGCUUUGAGGCAUAAAAACUUAAUUGUGUGCUCCUGCAAUUAUAUUUCGGUUCGAAAUUGUGACUUCGUCUCAAAGAUUCCAAUUUACCGCUUCAACCUGACAGGGGUCGGCAGGCAAAAAGACAAGGUUAGUAUUCCAUCUUUUAAACAUAUUUUAUGAAAAAGAUUAGCCUGGUUUAACAAAAUACCUAAUUGUAUAUCAAAGGAAAGUCAUGUUUGUCCGGUUUGGUGCUUUUGGCAAGUUGCCUGCCGCAAUCACUCAAAAUGCGGUUGUGGACCAACAACAACGUGGAAUGGCCACUUUGAAGGCCAUUUCAAUUCGUCUCAAGUCAGUAAAAAAUAUCCAGAAGAUCACCCAAUCUAUGAAGAUGGUGUCAGCUGCUAAAUACUCCAGAGCUGAGAGAGAGUUGAAAGCUGUAAGGCCCAUCGGCAGUGGGGCACAACAAUUUUAUGAGAAAGCUGAGGUGGAGGCUACCACUGAUGUACCACAAAAGCUGGUUAUUGCCAUCACAUCUGACAGAGGUCUUUGCGGUGCGUGCCACACCAGCGUCUCCCGUCACAUCCGUAAUGAGUUGAACAAGGACGGCGAGAACAUCAAAGUGGUAUGCGUAGGUGACAAGUCCCGCGGUAUUCUGCAACGUCUCUACGGCAAGAACAUCAUCAUGGCCUGCAAUGAGAUCGGCAGACUGCCUCCCACUUUCAUUGAUGCUUCCAAACUGGCGGACGCCAUCUUGAAGUCCGAAUACAAGUUUGGCAGCGGAGAGAUUGUUUACAACAAAUUCAAGUCGGUGGUGUCUUACAGUACGUCCACCAUGCCUGUAUUCAGUCUGCAGUCUGUGACGGAUGGUAUCUCUCAGCUGAGGCAUUAGGGCAGUCCAACGAAUUCCUACUAGGUAGAAGAAGCAAGCUUACGAUUUGUUUGGAACCAAAAUUACGUAGUCAAUAAUCAGGAUUCAAGUUGAUACAAGUCUAUCAGGCUUAAGCAGCCAGUUUGACAGCUGUGACGUUUCAUAUUCAAUUCCUAUUUUUUUGCGAAAACGUAAAAGUGCUUAAGGCAGUUGAUGAAAAUGGUGAAGGUUUCUGUGGCGCGAAAAUCUUUCCGAAACUUUCGACUCCAGAACAGAAAGCAAGCAGGGUUGCCUGCUGUGAGGAUUGGUGGGAAGCAGAGAAAAGGGGGGACUUUCUCGACCGGGUCAUCUCUGGGGGCGAAUCUUGGGUCUACGAAUUCGAUGUGUAUCUGAAAUCUCAAUGCAUGGGGUGGAAGCAAGCAGGGGAAUCGAAAAUUAAGGUCCUAUAUGAAAACAAUGUUGAUUGUUUUCUUUGAUUGAACAAAAAUAUUGCAUGUUUCCUAUAGUCCCAGAAGCUGGGAGGUUCCAAAUUACAUAUCUAAUUGUUAUCAAUAAAAUAGCUAAAAGACAAAAUAAGAUAUAUUGAAGUAUUCGUUCCUGUAGUGGAAAUGUAGUAGAGCAUACGAUUCAUAUAGUUAUAAAUAUGAAAUUCUAUUUCUGAUAUCUGUUCUACAUAUUUAAUUAGCAUGUUGUAUAUCUUUGUAAUCAAGACAUUAUAAUGAAUGUAACUAGGG